Molecule: messenger RNA, 2150 nt
Organism: Xyrauchen texanus (razorback sucker)
Lineage: Eukaryota; Metazoa; Chordata; Actinopteri; Cypriniformes; Catostomidae
Product: early growth response protein 2b-like
Exons: 2
Coding region: 169-1419 (416 amino acids)
Biological process (GO): regulation of transcription by RNA polymerase II
Molecular function (GO): DNA-binding transcription factor activity, RNA polymerase II-specific; RNA polymerase II cis-regulatory region sequence-specific DNA binding
Source: RefSeq, a predicted model, not a curated record
GAUCACAGAGCAGCCAGAUGGUAUCACAGUGAACGCCAUACUCGCAGAGUUCAGUGACAGCUUUCCACAUGUAACGUUUAGAGAGUUGUGAGAAGCAGUGUUCGUUCGCACAGGCACAGCAUUUUACACGUUGUGAACAUCUAAGCGAGUGGUUCCGUAAACGACUGAAUGAUGACAGCAAAAACUUUGGAAAAAGUCCCCGUAACUCUUGGCGGCUUCGUGCACCCUCUGUCCGAAAGCAUCUACUCAGUGGACGAGAUCUCAUCAUUGCCUGCCUCUGUGACUAUAUUUCCAAAUGGUGAUUUGGGAGGACAUUACGAGCAGAUCAACGGGAUUUCGGGAGAUGGCUUGAUCAGCGGGGACAUGAGCACAGAUAAGCGUUCUCUCGACUUGUCCUAUUCCAGCAGCUUCGCGCAACCAGCUGGCCCUCGCAACCAAACUUUCACCUAUAUGGGCAAGUUUUCCAUCGACUCCCAGUACCCAGGAAACUGGAACCCAGAGGGAGUGAUUAACAUCGUGAGCGCGGGGAUCCUGGGCAUGACCCAGCCAUCCUCAGCAUCCUCGUCACCUGCAUCCUCAGUCUCCCCGAAUCACUUCGCCAGCACUCUCAACUGCACCAUGGCACAGAACCAGUCCGACAUGGAGCACAUCUACUCUCCUCCACCACCCUACUCUGGAUGUGGAGAGGUCUAUCAAGACCCAUCCGCUUUCCUCUCGACGUCCACUUGUCCGAUCUCCUAUCCCCCGCCAUCCUACUCAUCCCCCAAACCAAACACAGACUCCGGGCUCUUCCCCAUCAUCCCGGACUACGCCAGCUUUUUUCAACCUCCAUGCCAGAGGGACAUGCAGUCCAUGCCCGACCGCAAACCGUUCUCCUGCCCGCUGGAGUCUUUCAGAGUUCCUCCACCCUUAACACCACUGAACACUAUCAGGAACUUCACACUGGGGGGACCGGUGUCUGAUGGACCCAGGAUACCCACAGCCUACAGCCCGCAAAAUUUGCCCCUCAGGCCCAUUCUGCGCCCGAGGAAAUACCCCAACAGACCCAGCAAGACGCCCGUCCACGAGCGCCCCUACCCCUGCCCGGCAGAGGGCUGCGACAGGCGCUUCUCCAGAUCGGACGAGCUCACCAGACACAUCCGCAUCCACACCGGCCACAAACCCUUCCAGUGUCGGAUAUGCAUGCGGAACUUUAGUCGCAGCGACCACCUGACGACCCACAUCCGCACGCACACCGGCGAAAAACCGUUCGCGUGCGACUUUUGUGGGAGAAAGUUCGCGCGGAGCGACGAAAGAAAGAGACACACCAAAAUCCACCUGCGACAGAAAGAGAGAAAGUCCUUAUCAUCUUCUAGCUCAGAGCGCAACAUCACCAUGGGCACAUCCGCGGGCAUCUGCUCGUCCAGUUCAAGCCAGUAAAUUUUCAACUGGACUGUGCAAUAUCCAACACUAUGUAGGCAAUAGCUAAUGAAAAUAAUCAUGCACCACUCGUAAUAUAUUAAAACUGGAUGAACUGACUGAAAUCAAACCACAGUGACAAAAGGACACAUUCAUUGCGCGCACUUUAAAGAUGUGGUGGUGCGUUGCUCUUCCUCUCUUAUAUAUAUAUUUUGAUUGUUUUGUUUUUUUGCCACAGUCGCAUGCUGACUGAAAAAACGCACUUUGUUUCAAUAUUUAGGACAAUUAAUUUAAUAAAAAGAAAUUAACCUUAAACAGCACGUGGGAGGAAAGUUGAAAAAAAGUGGGGUGCUUAAACUCGAAUAGAGGUGUUGUGAAUGAUUUGCAUCUGAAAAGUCAGUUUAAUCCUAAUUUCAGCUAAACUAAUGUGUUAUUUGACAAGAAGGUUCUAACAUCACCCUUUUCUCCCAUUGUCGUGCCUUUCGUCCGUUCAUCUUGUACAUAAACCGAGCUUUGAAUUAAAUUGUACAUUAUCCUUUAAUAUGAAAGUUUUCCAACAUAUAUUUUUGUACAAGUUGUUUCGUGUCAUAAGUGUUGCAUUGUGGUUAAAACAAGGAAUGUAAAUAUUUGAUCUCAUAGCGACUUGACGUUUGUUCUGUGGUUGUUCUGACUGAUAUCAAUGUAUGUGUAAUGACAUUACUAACGCAGGUCAACAAUGUCCAAACUACUUUGUCAACAUGAAUAUAAUAAAC